This is a messenger RNA of Anolis sagrei ordinatus, 3164 nucleotides long. The record is from RefSeq and is a predicted model, not a curated record. NCBI's taxonomy places the organism in Eukaryota, Metazoa, Chordata, Lepidosauria, Squamata, Anolidae.
GGCGCUGUGAUAUUUACGUUCUCAGGGCCGCAAACCAGGCAGGAGGUUGGGGAGUGUUAUGGAUCGAGGCGGCACUAGCAGCAGCACCCGAGGUUCCCGAAGUGCCCGCUCCAGGUCGCGGCGGAGGCGCUCGGCCUCCCCUCCUUCCGCUCGGGGCCGGAGGAGGUCGCGCUCUUCUUCCCCCCGCCGCCGCCUCCUCCCCGGUGGACACUCGCCCGCACCGCGCCGCGGAAGAAGGAGAUAUUCUCAUUCACCAGGACCGCGGUCUCCAAAUCGGCACUCUGAAGACAGCAUGCAGACCUCUACUAGACUGGGCUUACCAGUUGAUAGCCUGAGGGGUUUUAACAGGGUUAAUUUGGCUCAUGAUCCAGCAUCUAGCAGACGUUUUUCAUUUCCUAAAAGUCUUAAUCGAUCUCCUUUGGAUGAAAACAAGCCUUUUAGUCAUGAUGCGGACUAUCGCAACAGCCAGCCAGACUAUAUGGUAAAAUAUAACCAUCUAGCACAUCUGUAUCCACAACAAGAAGCUGAUUUGGAUGGUGACCUACUCAAAGCAUCCUCAAAUUCAUCAAAAGAUAGAAGACAGGAACAUAAACACUUUAAUCAUGAUAAAGAUGAUAGACUACUUGAUGGGACUGUAGACCAAAAUGAUUUUAUACCAGGAGUACAGAAGUACUGUAAACAAAGUUUUAGUAGAAGCCCAAGCCCAGUGGAUCUGCAUGAACUUGAACUAGAUAGGCGAAAAAGAGAAGAGGUACACAGAAAUUUGACUCAAGAACUCCCUGGCAAUAGCUACAGGUUUCCUGGGCCAGCUAAACCAGUUUGGCCUUCUGAACCUCAUCAUCUUUAUACACCCGAGGAAGCACCAAAGGUGCCAAAAAAAUCAAUAUUGAGGAAACAUGAGGGGGAUCCCUCUGUGCAGCCUUGCAGCACUGAUAUUUCAUUGGAUGCAGAAAUUGUUUUGAAACAGAACAAAGAUUGUGAGUCAACUUCGGGGCCUGCUGAUCAACAGAAUGAUUUCUUUCUCCCUCAUGAAAGAGCCAGCCAGGAUGGGAAUGGCUUCUCGUGCGUUUUGGGCACUAUGGCAGAUUCUACCAGUGCUCAAGAAAAAAGAAAGCACAGUUUGCAUGAUCACAUUGAAGAUAAAGAGAAAAUUGUUUAUGAUUAUGGUCAUAAGAAUGACUCUCACAUUAACUCUUUCUGUGCUCAGAAGUUAACACUGGCUGUGGCAGAAAAAACUGCCACAGUGAAACAAAAAGUAACCUCUUUGUCUCUUCCUAGUUCUUUUGUUAAAACAGGCACUUCAGAAAAGUCCCAGCAAGAAUAUGAGAAGAUCCAGGACUUGCUCAAAACCAUUGGUCUUGAUAUUGGAUUAACGGAAAUUGGUAAGCUUGCUGCCCGCACUCAGGAACGACUCCAUGGGAAAAACACAUCUCGUUCAUCUGAUCGCCAUACGGUGGCAUUUCAUAAACCAGAAUCCCGGGAGAAGCAUCAAAGUAGAAGUGAUUCUAAAUCCUGGGAGAAGCAUCAAAGUCGAAGUGACACUGAUUCUAAAUCCUGGGAGAAGCAUCGAAGUCGAAGUGACACUGAUUCUAAAUCCCGGGAGAAGCAUCAAAGUCGAAGUGACAGUGAUUCUAAAUCCCAGGAGAAACAUCAAAGUCGAAGUGACAGUGAUUCUAAAUCCCGGGAGAAGCAUCGAAGUAGAAGUGACAGUGAUUCUAAAUCCCGGGAGAAGCAUCAAAGUAGAAGUGACGCUGAUUCUAAAUCCCGGGAGAAGCAUCAAAGUCGAAGUGACAGUGAUUCUAAAUCCCGGGAGAAGCAUCAAAGUCGAAGUGACAGUGAUUCUAAAUCCCGGGAGAAGCAUCGAAGUAGAAGUGACACUGAUUCUAAAUUCCGGGAGAAGCAUCAAAGUAGAAGUGACAGUGAUUCCGAAUCCCAGGAGAAGCAUCAAAGUAGAAGUGACACUGAUUCCCCAGAACCAAAGCGAAAAUACUCUCUUUCCCCUCCUGGUUCUUCCUCACCAUCUAAAGAUACAUUUUCCGAUUACAAUAAAAGGAAAACUGUAGGACGAGAUAAUCCUUUUGGCACAAUACCUGCACUCCCACCAGCUCUAACUUGUCUUUCUAAUUUGUCUCCUUCUCCUACUUCAUUUUCUUGGUACAACGUUCCAUACAUCACACCAUUUGGUGCAGCUCAGUUACCUCAAAACUGUACAGUUCCCACAGUUCCCCCUAGCUAUAUUCCAUAUGGACAAUAUGUGACUUAUGGAGCUCCUGGCUGGCCCAUGUAUGCUCAGCAGGGUGAUCCUGCACUUCCAGCCCUGCAUGCAUUUCAUACACCAAUGACGCCAGCGUAUGGUUCACAACCCAAGUUCAAGGCAAUUGAGGAUAUUUCCACAGACAAACAGUCUCUGUGUAAUGACUUAGAUGACUCUGUUCUUGAGGAAAUCUCUGGUACUGCUCCAAACUCUGAAUUGUCCUCUCAGUUGUCUCCACUUACUCUCAAAUCUGCCAAAGAAAAACUAUCUGAUGAACAAAAUCGAGUUUCGCAGAGGCAAAAGGUUAAACAGGAAAUAGAAAAGUUGAAGAGUGACCAAGACGCUUGGCAAAAACAACUGUUUUAUUUGAAAAUUGAGUUUAACAGGCUUUCAAGACUAAGAGACAAGAUGUUCCGUAAAAGUAAAAAGAAAAAUCCGUUGUUCGUGGAAGUGGUUCACAAGCGAAACAGUAUUGAGGUGGAGGUUGCUGACUUGACAAUCAGAGUCAGUGCUGCAGAGGAGAAAAAAUGUGAGCUUGACAAGGUAGCUCAGAUCUUAGGAAUCAACAUUUUUGAGAAAUCUUGGAAACCGUCUUCAGAAAGGAGAGAGUCCUCAGAAAAGUAUGACUGAAGACACAAAAAACAAGGAGAGGAUUCCUAGUCCAUUCAAGUCAUAAGAAGACAGCCAGAGAAGAGACAAAUGCAGCAGAAGCAAAGACUUUAAAAGUUUGUGCACCUCACUUGACCUGAUUCCGAUACAUCUUUUAGCAGAUGUGGUAAGAUUCUUGAGGUCAAGACUAAGCUUCAUGAAGCUCCAUAAAACAGCCUUUCAUUACUGUUAUGAUCCUAAUCUUGUAUAUAUUUUCAUGUUGUUUUGAUGUUUAAAGAAAAGUAAAACUGUUGUUAACAAA